This is a messenger RNA of Schizosaccharomyces osmophilus, 660 nucleotides long. RefSeq names its product 26S proteasome regulatory particle assembly protein Nas2 (gene nas2). Gene Ontology annotation, biological process: proteasome regulatory particle assembly. Gene Ontology annotation, molecular function: protein binding. NCBI's taxonomy places the organism in Eukaryota, Fungi, Ascomycota, Schizosaccharomycetes, Schizosaccharomycetales, Schizosaccharomycetaceae. The transcript has 2 exons. Gene Ontology annotation, cellular component: nucleus; cytoplasm. Bases 1 to 660 code for a protein of 219 amino acids. The record is from RefSeq and is a predicted model, not a curated record.
AUGGAACAAUUUAAACUAUUAGAAAAGAGAAAAUUGGAAAUUGAAGAGGAGUUGAAGGAACUGCAGAGUGUUUUAGUACGAGAAAAUGCAACGAUGAAUACUCCGUUAAUAACGCAAGAUGGGUUUCCCAGGUCUGAUAUCGACAUAUCUACGAUACGGCCUGCGAGGCAUAAAAUAAUCCUGCUUCGAAACGACUACAACAAGAUAGAAGAAGAAAUUAAGCAAGUCUUGGAAAGUGUCCUUUCGGCAGAAGCAGCCAAACCUGAUCUUGCGAACGGGACUUCCGAAACACAUCUCAAAACGAGUGCUCAGGAUGAGGCUGUAGGUGUUGAUGAAUCUUUCGUGAAUGGAAAUCAGGCCCGCAUUUUACAAAGAGCUUCUAUUUUAGGAAGACCGAAGCCAUUUUGUGUUGUAGACUCAGUGGCUGUCGGUAGCCCAGCCCAAGAAGCUGGACUUUGCGUCGGAGACGAGAUUAUAAGCAUUCAUACUUGUACUAGUUUGGCUUCCUUGCCUGCUCUUGUUCGGAACAACAUGGAAGCAAGCUUAAUUGUGCUAUUAAUUCGCGGAUAUGAUGCCGAUGAUUCACCAAGAAUUUAUCGACUCUCAUUGAGACCCCAUACUUGGCAAGGCCCUGGCGUACUAGGCUGUCAUUUACGCUAA